AAAAACCAUCAGGCUCUCUUGCUUUAUUUUUGCGAUGCCGGGCAGGUUGUUGGGUAUCAUCACUUGAUGAAGAAGGAAGGAAAGCACGUCGCCAAUAGUAGCUAUUCCUUUUCAAGAUCCUUCAGUCUAUAGAAGCGCAAUCAAAGUACUUGUGCCGAUGUUCCUUGGGCUAGCGAUAUCUGGAUCUUCGUCACCUCCACGGGGCGGUCAAAGCUCUGCAACCGGAAGGCUUUACCACUAUCUCUGGAUUUGCGGUGCGAUAGUCACCCUUCACUUGGCAUUUCCCUUGUUUUGGUUCAUUCCAGAUCUCUACGUGGCCGAACCGGAGACUGUUUCUGGAUUUACACCAUUUUUGGAUGCAUCCAGCAUCCAUGUACCGCCAUCACAAGUGGAAUCUGUCAAGCAAUUUGAUCGUACUGAUGAUGAUUGGAAAGGAUUCCAUCCCAACCGAACAAUUGCAUUCGUCCAUCUAGGGAAAGCUGGUGGCAUGACGGUCCGAUCUAGCACAAGUCUCGCGUGUCGGUUGGCCGCCAACUCCACAGAAGCGUUUAGAACUGCCUGCAUUGACAAACACUUCCUUCCCAAUGCAACGCUUUCUAGGCAGGUGAAUUACUACUUCCAUAUGCAUGCAUACAACAAAAGUGAGCUCGAAGGAGCAACAAGUUACCUGUUUGUGUUGAGGCAUCCCGUGGAAAGAGUCAUCUCUGCUUAUCGCUACUCUCAUCCUGCCAACUGCCGAGGUGAAGUUCGCACAGGUCGUAUCAAACCCUAUGGCUGCUAUUUGGAAAGGUUUCUGUAUAAAAAAGGCAGCCAGGAGAAUCAAGUCUUUGCCAAAUGCUUCCGUUCUGCAGAGAUGGAAACCUUUGCUCAAGCUGUGCUCUCUCCCUACCCUCCAUUCAAUACCAGCCAUCUGGGUAAAGAAACAACCCUUAGAUUCCGAAAGAUGGCCCCUGGAAUCUGUCGACGAAUGGCACAUCGUGUCGUAAGAGGGCUGGCACACGCGCAGUCGUUGCCCAAUGCAUUUACACGCGCCCUUCCACACAUGAAGUAUAACUACGAAUACUACAUGGAUCACACCGUUUGGCAGAACCCCCAAAAGGAAGUAUUUGGGAUCCGUACAGAACACGAGUGGAACGAUCUGCGUGCCAUUGAUUUGUCCAUUGGCGGGUCUGGAGUCUUUCGGGGGGAAGGAAGGGCCAUUUCACAUGGGAGUGGAGGAUAUCUGCCAUCACCGUUGACAACGGACGCCUACGAGAAGCUGUGCUGUGUGUUGGAACAGGAGAUUGCCAAUUAUCAGGAUCUGCUGCAUCGCAUCCAAAACUUGAAUGAUGCAGAGAAGAAGGCAUGUAUGGACAAGGUUCGGCAAUCAUGUGGAAUUGGAGACAGGCCGCUGGAGGAAUGGCGGAAAGAAUGUCAAGCCAGAAUAGAACAUGACCGACCAGUUUGGCAAUUGCCCCAAGCAAACAAUAGGAGGGUCCAGCAAACAGCAACAUGAUUUCACGAAGGGUGAAGAAGCUUGUUCUUGCAGGUUUGCGUUGCACCCCAAAAAGAAGCUGGGGCACUGGAGCAACGCAUACCCAGACUUUCAUUGGGCAUUCUGAAAACGAUGAGCAGAGAUCAGGGAGAUAGAUGGCAUGAUUCUACCAAACGAUGCAACAAGGCACAAUCCACAAAUGCGCAAGGGCUGCUGGGAAAGCGACGACGCCUUCUUCCAGCGCUGAAAACAAUGUCAUCAUGGCUUCGAGGAAGAGCAACUGACAGAACCUGGCGUUUGGGACAGGCCAAAAAUGUUCUCUCCGCCAAACUCCCCUGCUGGUGUAGAGUCGUAAGCUGGCCAAAGUUGAUUCCUUCUGGCUAGGUCACCAAAGAAAAACUUCAUGCAAUACUUUAGUUAUAGAAUGAAUCAAUUUGACUAUUACCACGUAGUUUCAAAACGCAUUCAUAGGAAGGAGCCCAGACCAUCAGUCAGGUACGUAGGUCGCAGCUACCAUGCAUUCAGGAUA
This is a messenger RNA of Seminavis robusta, 2003 nucleotides long. The record is from the annotation of a GenBank genome assembly. NCBI's taxonomy places the organism in Eukaryota, Bacillariophyta, Bacillariophyceae, Naviculales, Naviculaceae.